AUGGCUUCCCCAGCACUUACCACGGCUGAAAGUCCCUACACAGCCUCCGGCCGGUCUGGGCAGUAUGACGCUUCACCACACGGAGACAGUCCUGAAUUUACCGAAGACACGUCGCCGAUCAAUAGUGUCGCCGACGAUCAAGUGACAAAGCCUCAGCCUCUUCAGAAAAGACGGCGUGUUACACGCGCAUGUGAUGAAUGUCGACGCAAGAAGAUCAAGUGCGAUGGGAAGCAGCCUUGCACCCACUGUACUGUUUACAGCUACGACUGCACGUACGACCAGCCGUCGAACCGUAGACGCAAUGCAACUCCUCAGUACAUCGAGUCUCUAGAGAACCAAUUGAAGCGCGCGAAGGCCUUACUGCACGUCGUGCUCCCGACUGUAGACCUGAAUGAUUCCAGUAUUGACGUUCACCUCCAAAAUGGACUGCUCCCACAAUUGCCAGUAGCCUCGCCGCGCCCGUCCGUGUUCCCAGCUAACCCGCACAUGGCUCACCGCCCUCCGAAUGUUGUGGAAGAUGUACCCGAUUCCCAUCUAGAGGCCAUGGUGAAAGCGACAGGUCAGUUGGAUCUAGACGAGGAAGGCAACUGGGAUUAUCACGGUCAUUCAUCAGGUCUGAGCUUCAUGAGAGGACUGCAGCAGUUUGGGGAUAUGUUUCACACUCCAUCAAAGGCCUCAUCAUCUCUGCGGUUCCGAACAUCGUCUCAAGACCCUCCAUCUCCGAGAUCUACUCAAUCGUUCGCCGAAUCUUCUACUGCUCUUCCGCCUGGCACAGACUUACCAGGUAAAGAGGAGGCACGGUCUCUUUGUAAUACUGCCAUCAUCGAUGCCAGCUCCAUGCUCAGGGUGGUACAUUUGCCUACUUUCUACAAACAACUGGACCGUAUCUAUGACACAUCGCCAGACGAUUACACCAAUGCCGAAAAUAGCUUCCUACCAUUACUAUACGCCGUACUAGCUCUCGGUAAACUUUUCUCAAAGAGUCAAUCUGAGCUUGAACAGGCCGAUUAUGAGCCUCUUGUUGAGGAGGGGGCGUCUCGUCAGCUCCUCGAUAUCACAGAUUGUAGAGACUUGACAUCCCUACAAGCUAUCGUUUUCAUGAUACAGUUUUUACAAUGCUCGGCCAAGCUAAGUACCUGUUACGCUUAUAUUGGAGUAGCUCUACGUUCCGCGUUGCGCAUGGGGCUUCAUCGCUCUUUCAAUGCAAAGUUCAAUCCAAUUGAAUCCGAGACUCGAAAGCGCCUGUUUUGGGUUAUUCGACGCAUGGAUACCUACGUGGGAGCAAUGCUUGGCUUGCCGCGAUUCCUAGAAGACGAAGACGUCGAUCAGGAAUGGCCAGCUGAAGUGGACGAUGAGUACAUUACUGAGACGGAGAUCUUGCCGAUGCCGAGAGGACAGAUAUCCGUCAUGGCUGCGUUCAAUGCCCAUACACGAAUCGUUCAGGUACUGAGCAAGAUAUGUCGAUAUGUCUAUCCCAUCAAGGGGACGCAAUCAGAUGGCAAGAACUCGGUGACAUAUACAGUGAGCUACUCUAAGAUCCGAGAAAUUGAGCAAGAGCUUUCACUAUGGCUGGACGAACUACCUACAGCAUUGAAACCUGGAGGAGAAGCUCCACAAAUUAUUAUUAGAUCGCAGCAGCUCCUCCGAAUGGCUUUUGGACACGCCCAGCUACUACUCUACCGUCCCUUCCUGCAUUAUGUCUCACAGUCUCACAGGGAUCAGACCGUCGAUCAAAGAGCGUUCGCAUGCGCUUCUGCAUGCGUCAGCGUGUCUCGUAACAUUGUCCACAUAUCUACGGAGAUGAGAAAGCGGGGUUUGCUGAACGGGGCGAAUUGGUUCUCCAUGUACACGACGUUCUUCUCCAUUGUCUCCAUCAUUUAUUUCGUAUUGGAGAAUCCUGGCAGCCCCACCAGCUUUGAGCUUCUACGUGACGCUCGGGAAGGCAAAGAGGUGCUAGCGUUCUUUGCCAAGCGGAGUAUGGCAGCUGACCGGUGCAGCGCUGCGUUGAACAGCAUGUUCGAGAGGCUGCCCGAGUCGGCCAAGCACGGUAGAGAGAUUGCCGAGUCGAGGAAACGGCGCCAAGAAAGUUCGCCACAGCCCCAAGCAUUCCGCCCGCAUUUGCUGCAACAAGAAGAUGGCUCCGGGGUCCCGCGGCGCGCUAAUACCUACCCAGAAGGCAUGCCUGACACGAAGCGCAGCGCUCUUGGCCACUCGCUACCAGUUUCCCAAAUACAUCUUUCAAGCCAUCCAAUGGACUCAUUCAACCCACCUAAUCCGUCGAUACCAGACUUUUUCGAAGCAUUGCCUAGACCUGCGCCUACCUCGUCCACAACUGGUCUGGCGUCCUUCAGUGUCAUGCCAAGUCAAACGCAGCAACACCAACAAUCCUUCCCGUCCACACCGUUGGUGAGUUCGCUCACAACCCCAUCAGGCCUGAAUGUGCCGAUAUCGGACAUCUCGACUAUGAUGUUUCCCUCGGCCGAUCCCUUGGCCUAUCCAAAUCAACCGAUGACUACAUUCGAAAACCAACACCCCCAGAUGUUCGAGCGCAGGAUCGACUCUCCGGCCGUUGGUGGACUCCCUCUGCACAUGUCGGGUGUAGAUAUGAAGUUACAACCUACCUCAUUCCACCCCCCAGGUUUCCCUCCCAGACACCCAACUGAGAAUGAAGUGCAGCUCUACGGGUCGAGGCCCAUGUAUCUAAUGCAAGGCGCACCUGCGCAACGUGGAUUCCCAAGUCAACAUGGGAGUCCGAGUGUGCAGAUGAUGGCCCCGAACAUGCAGUUCGACGAUUUGCUCAACCAAGAGGAGUGGGCACAGCCAUUUCUCGACCCUAGUCUAGGGAUGCAUAGCGUAAGACCGCCAUUUGCUGGGAAUGUACAGUUUGGGUCGCAUGAUUCGGAGAUGGGAGGCUGGCAAUGA
Molecule: messenger RNA, 2922 nt
Organism: Dothidotthia symphoricarpi CBS 119687
Lineage: Eukaryota; Fungi; Ascomycota; Dothideomycetes; Pleosporales; Dothidotthiaceae
Exons: 6
Coding region: 1-2922 (973 amino acids)
Biological process (GO): positive regulation of transcription by RNA polymerase II; DNA-templated transcription
Cellular component (GO): nucleus
Molecular function (GO): DNA-binding transcription factor activity, RNA polymerase II-specific; sequence-specific DNA binding; zinc ion binding
Source: RefSeq, a predicted model, not a curated record